This is a messenger RNA of Endocarpon pusillum Z07020, 1089 nucleotides long. RefSeq lists its product as uncharacterized. Bases 1 to 1089 code for a protein of 362 amino acids. Lineage: Eukaryota; Fungi; Ascomycota; Eurotiomycetes; Verrucariales; Verrucariaceae. The transcript has a single exon. The record is from RefSeq and is a predicted model, not a curated record.
AUGACGGUACAACAAACAGCUACAUACCGUGUGGAGAGGUCAGUCAAGGAGUUCAAUCAUGCUGCCGAGUUGGCCACAAUUGUCUCGGAGCCAAUGCUUGUUAUGGUCACGAAGGUCAGUUCUACCAGCAAAUCUUUUUCCAAUCCCCUCUUUUGCUUACUGCAAAUAGUCGGCAUGGUCUACACUGCCGGCUGUACCGACGAAAGUUAUGGCUCCAGUCGAUGCCCAUCAAAAUGCAAUUCAGGUAAAAGCCUUGGACAAUACAUCGCGGAGGUCACGGCUGAUCCUUCUCGGCUUCUAGAUGCCUACUGGGUGGGUCAUAGCUAUUGCAAUGGCACGUCUAACCAAUGGUCUUGUUGUGACAACCAAUUUGGUGACAGUAGCAACAAUGAAAACUUUCCCUUUUUCAACGGCCAGCCAUGCUGGUGUCCUGAAGAGAAUGCCAAUAUAGCUUUCGCCGCUCCCUCAAAGAUUCCAGAUAUUGCAAAUCUCGUCCUUGACCAACCAGGUAGAAUUUCAUAUUUUCCCGGUCAGGCCCCGAGUAUGACGAUAAACGAACCUCCCAAUACCAACUCAAACCCUUCUACUAGUUCGGAUUUUGAUUCUCCCACCACAGCUGCAGCAGACCAAACUCAAAUCACUCGAAUCACAGUGAGUCCCUCCGCGACCAACGACUCUCCUGCUCGAAACACCGCAUCCCCAUCUCACAGCAGCUCCACAUCUCAAACUCCCAUCGCCGGCUCUCCUGCCUCCCCUCCGAUCACUCCCUCCAAGGACCCAAGCCUCUCCACCGACUCCAAAAUCGGAAUCGGGGUUGGCGUCGGCGUCGGGGCCCUCAUCCUCGCCGCCCUCGCCUGGCUACUCUUAAGCUUCCUACGCAAACGCCGCCAAAAAGCGCCGCCCCCAAUCGAACACCCAUUCCGCCCAAAAUCCUACGGAAGCUACGCCGGCAUCUCCGAUGCCCACAGUAGAGAUAGCACGAACGGUGACCUACGGAGUCCAGCGUGGUCAGGCCACAAACCGGAGUUGCCUGCUGAUGAGAGAGCGGUUGUGGCUCCACGCGACGUGUCAAUGAUAGAGACCACAUGA